UACAGAGGUACAAUCUUAAAACAAAAACGCCAGUUUUCAGUCUAUAAAGCAAUUAGCAUUAUUGUGUGAUAUCUACACUGGUAUAUUUAAACUACAGUUCGAUAGGGCAGGAAAUUACUCAUCACAGAACGGCAACCGGCUGUUUUAUGUACGUCUGUACGUCUAUUUAAUGCGCAGUAUAAUUGAUCCGCGUAUUAAAUUGUAUAGAACAGAGUUUAUAUAGAAAUGAAUAUACUGGUAGCAUAUAACUAAAAAGAUAACGAGGUGUAGAGUUUUAAACAAGUCAAAAUGUCGGAAAAUAAAAAGAUUCCAAUCUAUGUUCUGACAUUCGGAAUGACACUCGCGUUAUCUGCUUUUCUAGGCACCAUGGACCUACAAAGCAGUAUUCACAUCUCUCACAAUCUUGGAACGAUCAGUCUCAGCAUAUUAUAUGGCUGUGGCUUAUUGAUUUGUUUAUUUGUUACUCCUCUGCUUUUGUGCAAUUUGGGGGUGAAACGAACACUUCUGCUCGGAGAAGUUGGUUUUCUUGUCUUUACAUUGGGGAAUUUCUACUCCGGUCUUGCAACGAUGAUACCUGGUUCCAUUAUCGGUUCAAUGGGUGAAAGUCUUUUCUGGCCUGCGGGUAUUUCCUACGUGAAUCACGUUUUUAAUGAAUAUCAAGAUUCAAUACCUGACGAUCAGAAGCCGCAAGAUAAUGUUAAAAACGUUUGGUUCGGUCGUUAUUUUGGAGUCGCGAAGACCAGCGUGAUUUGGGGCAACCUUCUUGCCUAUGCUGUGUUGUAUGCAGCAAGGAAAGUGGGAACUCAUUCAAUGCAUAACACUACUCUAACAGAGUUUAAUUACAAUACAUGUGGAUCUAACUUCUGUAAAGUCAGUAAAAACGCUAAAGGAAACCACGCCUAUAAUCCAAAAAGCAAAACUUCGGUUUACAUUUUAUUGGGUGUCUAUGCUGCAAUGCAACUUUUUGCUCUUUUGUUGCAUUUCCUUUGCUUACCUGCAGUCGAAAGGACGCGCGAUGGAAAAACCGAGACCCAGCUUUCAGUUAAUACCACUAAAGAAACUUUGUCAUCCCUUGGGCGACAUCUUUGUUCAACAAAACAAUUGUUGUUGGCUCCGAUGUGCUUUUAUUUCGGAUUCUUUGUUUCCUAUGCGUUUUCAGAUUUCACCAGAGCGUUCGUAUCAUGCACGAUGGGAGUUGAGAAGGUUGGGUUGGUAAUGGCAGUAUACGGUGUUUUCAAUGCUACAAUGUCGUUUAUAUCAACAAAGGCAUCGCAGAACUUCGGGUUGGCAACUGUUAUCUGCGUUAUUGGCGUAUUUGAUCUUUCAAGUUAUCUUGUUCAGUUGACAUUUCAACCCACAUCAAGCUCAAAGUAUUGGGUGUACGCAAUAGCCGCUAUGUUGGGAACAUCAGACGGAACUUGGCAGCCCACGAUAUCACUGACUGUGGCGCUUAACUUUCCUGUGGGUACCGAGCUUGCAUUCGGGACAAUCACUUUAUGGCAAAUAUCUGCAAUGACUAUAGGUUUCAUACUAAGCGGUAGAAUCUGUUUAAGUAUUCGAAUUUAUUUGCUGAUUGGAAACCUCGUAUUGGCUUGCAUUGGAUACACAAUCGUAGAAAGACAGCGAAGAAAUGCAAAGAUUACAGAAGAAACUGAGCUAUUAAACGGCGAAAAUGACACAAGAUCCAGGUAGAAUUUUUGCAUUUCAACCAUCGUAAUAAAAGCAUUUGCACAUUUUUGUUUUUUAUGUAAACAUCUGCUAUGUCGGUUGCCAAUUUAUCGUUUAUGUUUCUUAGUCGUUGGCUUAUGAGAAAAUGUCACACUGGUGACACUUCUUUAUUUAAACUGGGUUUACCACACGACUUAAUUAUAGCUGAACUGGUUAUGUAUGCUAUAAUUGUACACCUAUGUUCCCGGUGUAAAUUAACUUUGUGUUUUCAAAUGUGUUCUUGAGACGACUAACUAUAUAUAUACAAAACUGGAAAUAUAGUACUGUGGGGUAAGAUGGACACUUGUUUGUACAUAAAUCAUAUAUUUCCUGUUCGUAUUUUGAAAAUAACAGCGCCAUUUCAGAGUCGCGAGGCUAGGGUUAUGUCUUUAUGUAAAUAUUUUUUGUUAAUUACCAAAUGGGACGAGGAAAGGGAACGAAAUCAUGUCCUAUUUUACCCCACCUUAUUAUACUAUAUUCAAUACCUAGUAGACGUAAAAAUGCACUUUUAUUUGUUCUUCGUAAACAGGAUGUCGACUUUCGAAUGCAUUUUGAUGUUUUAUUUCUCAUAGUGGUAUUUGUACGAAUAAACAAAUAUACAAAGUUC
Ciona intestinalis (vase tunicate) is the source of this 2314-nucleotide messenger RNA. Lineage: Eukaryota; Metazoa; Chordata; Ascidiacea; Phlebobranchia; Cionidae. The record is from RefSeq and is a predicted model, not a curated record.